AUGUCGAUCCCGCGACUGGAACUUCAGGCAGCAGUAUUGGGCACGAGACUGAUGGACACCGUCAAGCAAGAGCACGGUGUGGCGAUCAGAAGCUGCGUAUUAUGGACGGACUCUAAGACUGUGUUGCACUGGAUAAGCAGCACCCACCGGAGAUACAAACAGUUCGUCGGUAAUAGAGUGGCGGAGAUCUUGGAAUCCACGGAGGCGUCCCAGUGGAGAUGGAUUCCGUCUGGCGAAAACGUGGCAGACGACGCGACGAGGCCGCGCAAGGCCGUGGACCUGAGCAUCGGUUCGAGAUGGCUAAGCGGUCCACCAUUUCUACGAGAACCAGAGGAGAGCUGGCCAAGAUCAAGCGAGGGGUGGAUCCCUCCGACGCCCGACGAAGAGGAAAUGAAAUGUGAGUUUGCUUUGGUCAUGGUAAAUUUCAUAUCCCUGCAGAGAUUCUCGAACUACAAUCGACUGUUGAGGAGCAUCGCAUGGGUGCUCAGAUUUAUUUGUGGGUGCCGUGGACUACGAUACGAUGGAGAGGAUCACGGACUGACGGCGAUGGAGUGCGCUGAAGCUGAGCGCGCACUAGUACGGCAAUCGCAGCGGGAAGCGUUUGCUGAGAACGACCAAGGGAAGGCCACCAAGGGCAGCCGAUUGCAUGGAAUGUCCCCAUACUUCGACGAGGACGGAGUAAUGCGAGCCAGCGGAAGGAUCGACGACGCGACGUGUGUGCCAUACAGCGCACGUCGACCGAUCAUACUGUGUCACGAUGAGGCACUGGCGGAGAUGAUCGUGCAGCAUCACCACGAGAGGAUGUGCCACCAAAACACGCAGGCAACCAUCGGAGCGAUCCGGCAGAAGUUCUGGAUUACGAACUUACGGAGGCUGCUACGAAGGGUGGUGAGCAAAUGCAACGUUUGCAAGCUGCGAAGGGCACGACCAACUCAGCCCGAGAUGGGUCCCCUUCCAGAGGACCGGCUGGAGGCCAACGGAUGGCCCUUUAAGUUCACCGUGCAGUGCGUGAAGAAGGUGCUGGCGCACACGAUGAAAGAACUUGCGCCCAAGGAGCACGUACAGGAGAACCCGCUGAUUGAGGCGGAGAGCAUAGUGAACUCUCCUCCGCUCACUCAUCUACCUACGGUGGACCAAGGCUCCACUAACACCCAACGACUUGCUGAAGGGAGCACCCGAUGUCCCAAAUCUUCCCAAGGAUGA
Molecule: messenger RNA, 1203 nt
Organism: Drosophila ananassae
Lineage: Eukaryota; Metazoa; Arthropoda; Insecta; Diptera; Drosophilidae
Exons: 1
Coding region: 1-1203 (400 amino acids)
Source: RefSeq, a predicted model, not a curated record